This is a messenger RNA of Aspergillus melleus, 894 nucleotides long. RefSeq lists its product as uncharacterized. NCBI's taxonomy places the organism in Eukaryota, Fungi, Ascomycota, Eurotiomycetes, Eurotiales, Aspergillaceae. Bases 1 to 894 code for a protein of 297 amino acids. The transcript has 2 exons. The record is from RefSeq and is a predicted model, not a curated record.
AUGCCCACUGUUACGUCUCUACACCAGUACACCUUCUCCAACUGGGGACCGUUGACGACUGCCUUCACGCCGCCCGCAUCGUGCACAGGAUACGUGGGACUCGCUCGCACGCAGCAUCCUGCGUCCAUCCAAUGGCUCACCAAUUGCGCGUCUCUCGACACUAAACAAUGUACGCCCUCGUCGACAAUCGCGAGCUCGCCAACCGGCUCUUCGGUCGCCUGGGAUAAUCCGCUGUAUGGGUUCCAGGUGCCAUACUACUCGCCGGGAGUCUACUGUCCCUCGGGAUGGGCCACAGUCGGCGUGGCCGGACGCGACGGCGACAGCAAGCCGAGUCUUUCUGGCAUCUUUACCGGUGGUGCGAACCGGCCGACCGUGGCGAACCAGCCCAUCUUUCACCGACCGUCGGACGUCUUGGUGCAGCUGCUCGACCCCAGCGAAACGGCCGUUGUGUGUUGUCCCAGCUCAAUGACCCUCUCCACCGACGGCGGCUGCCACUCCACUCUGCCGGCGCAUAGCGUCACGUCGGGUUGUCAACGGUUGUUCCCCAUGGAAGUCUUGACCGAAGUCAACGCCACCUUCACGCAGGGUGACUUCACCGUGACGGGCCUGGCAUGGUCGAUCAAUGCGACCUCGCCGAUCACCUCGACGGCGCAAACGACGAUCGCGACCGGCGACAGUUCGUUGUAUGUGGGGGUCAGCGUGGUGGCUCCGCUCACGUUAGUGCACCAGCCCACGGAUACAAAGACCGGCGGCGCGGAAACAGAGCCGACGGAGUCAUCUUCGAACGGGGCGCCGGGAUCGAGACCCGAGAUGAGUAGUCGGGGAGGACUCGGCGGGUUGCUGGGGGUUUGGAUGGCGGCGAUGGUUGCGGGCGCGGCGAUGGUGCUGCUAUAG